This is a messenger RNA of Rhodamnia argentea, 507 nucleotides long. RefSeq lists its product as uncharacterized. The transcript has a single exon. The record is from RefSeq and is a predicted model, not a curated record. Lineage: Eukaryota; Viridiplantae; Streptophyta; Magnoliopsida; Myrtales; Myrtaceae. The coding region runs from base 1 to 507 and encodes 168 amino acids.
AUGGGCAAUUGUGCAGCUCCACAUGUUGCCAGAAAUGGUGGCCUUGCCAUGACCGCCCAUCACCAUAACUGGUCAUCAUCUCCUCCAUCCACGCUCAAGCUCAUUCACACGGAUGGAAGACUGCAAGAGUUCACUCAAACCAUCAAGGCCUCUCACCUCCUCUCCCAAAACCCUAACUGCUUCCUCUGCAGCUCAGAGUCCAUGUUCAUCGACUCCACAGUCCCUCGAAUCCACGAAGAAGAAGACCUCUGUUUGGGCCAACUCUAUUUCCUCUUGCCUCUGUCCAUGUCCCGAGCCCCGCUCACUCUACGAGAGCUCUGCUUGCUCGCCAUCAAGGCCAGCGCCGUCCUCGAAAGCGGCGCAAGUUUGACGAGAGGAAAGGACGCAGUUUCGUCAGUGGCAGAGGUCAUCAGAGACGGUACCGAACUCCAACCAGGUUCGACCUUAAGAGAUUGGAUUAGGGUCAGAGACGCCGAAGGAUUGAGUUGUGAAAGUCCAUGCGUGUGA